This is a messenger RNA of Dicentrarchus labrax (European seabass), 457 nucleotides long. RefSeq names its product cytochrome b-c1 complex subunit 8 (gene uqcrq). Bases 126 to 374 code for a protein of 82 amino acids. The record is from RefSeq and is a predicted model, not a curated record. Lineage: Eukaryota; Metazoa; Chordata; Actinopteri; Moronidae. The transcript has 3 exons. Gene Ontology annotation, biological process: mitochondrial electron transport, ubiquinol to cytochrome c.
ACCAGGGGGCGGUACUGCCCCCCGGUGUUAGCAGCCAAUCGAGGUUGGGCUAAAGAAAAGGAAGGACACCGGAUCUUCAUAGGAAACACUGUUGAGCAGCAGCACGAUCAGCUCUCUGGUUGAACAUGGGUCGCCACUUCGGGGACUUGGCCAAGGUCAGGCAUGUAAUCACGUACAGCCUGUCCCCCUUUGAGCAGAAGGCUUUCCCCAACUACUUCUCCAAGGGAAUCCCCAAUGUGUGGAGACGGUUCACAACCUCUUUCUUCAAAGUUGCCCCCCCAAUGACCAUCAUGUACCUGACAUACACCUGGGGCAACAGUGUCCAUGAACAGGGCAAGAAGAAGAACCUGGCUGACUUUGAGAGUGAGGAAUAAACUCCUGCCACCUUUCUUAAAGCUGCCCUCUGUUAUUAAUUCCAACUCUGUAUGUUUCACCAAUAAACAAUAUUUAUGUGAAA